Messenger RNA from Sorex fumeus (smoky shrew), 2735 nucleotides. It is a transcript of the gene HSPA2, whose product is annotated as heat shock protein family A (Hsp70) member 2. The record is from RefSeq and is a predicted model, not a curated record. Bases 360 to 2270 code for a protein of 636 amino acids. The transcript has a single exon. Gene Ontology annotation, molecular function: misfolded protein binding; heat shock protein binding; ATP binding. NCBI's taxonomy places the organism in Eukaryota, Metazoa, Chordata, Mammalia, Eulipotyphla, Soricidae. Gene Ontology annotation, cellular component: nucleus; plasma membrane; cytoplasm. Gene Ontology annotation, biological process: vesicle-mediated transport; protein refolding; cellular response to unfolded protein.
GACAUGGGCGGGGCCUCAUUUGCAUAACGGCCGCCCCUAGCUGCCUCGCGUGGGCCGGAGUCCCGCCCCUCACCCGACUGGAAAUCUGUUGGGCCAGGGGCGGGUCACUCCUAGCGAGGCAAACCUGUGGCGGCCGGUACCGGGAGCGGAUUGGCUCCGGGAGGUGGCUGGAGGCGGCCGGGAGGCGGCUAUAAGAGCUGGGAACCGAGCCGGCGAGCGGGGAGACGCCGCUGAGUGCGCUCGCGGUGUGCGGUGCGAGGCGACCGUUGACGCCGCGGAUUUUCUGACCCUCCCCCCCGCCCUGGUCCUCCUGCUCCCGGCGUUCUCGUCUAACGUCGCCCGCCAGCCUUUCAGUCACGAUGUCUGCCCGCGGCCCGGCUAUCGGCAUCGACCUGGGCACUACCUACUCAUGCGUGGGGGUCUUUCAGCAUGGCAAGGUGGAGAUCAUCGCCAACGACCAGGGCAACCGCACCACCCCCAGCUACGUGGCGUUCACCGACACCGAGCGCCUCAUCGGCGACGCCGCCAAGAACCAGGUGGCCAUGAACCCCACCAACACCAUCUUCGACGCCAAGCGGCUGAUCGGGCGCAAGUUCGAGGACGCCACGGUCCAGUCGGACAUGAAACACUGGCCGUUCCGAGUGGUGAGCGAGGGCGGGAAGCCCAAGGUGCAGGUGGAGUACAAGGGCGAGAUCAAGACCUUCUUCCCGGAGGAGAUCUCGUCCAUGGUGCUCACUAAGAUGAAGGAGAUCGCCGAGGCGUACCUGGGGGGCAAGGUGCAGAGCGCGGUCAUCACCGUCCCCGCCUACUUCAACGACUCGCAGCGCCAGGCCACCAAGGACGCGGGCACCAUCACCGGCCUCAACGUGCUGCGCAUCAUCAACGAGCCCACGGCGGCGGCCAUCGCCUACGGCUUGGACAAGAAGGGCUGCGCCGGCGGCGAGAAGAACGUGCUCAUCUUCGACCUGGGCGGCGGCACCUUCGACGUGUCCAUCCUGACCAUCGAGGAUGGCAUCUUCGAAGUGAAGUCCACGGCCGGCGACACCCACCUGGGCGGCGAGGACUUCGACAACCGCAUGGUGAGCCACUUGGCCGAGGAGUUCAAGCGCAAGCACAAGAAGGACAUUGGGCCCAACAAGCGCGCCGUGCGGCGGCUGCGCACGGCCUGCGAGCGCGCCAAGCGCACCCUGAGCUCGUCCACGCAGGCGAGCAUCGAGAUCGACUCGCUCUACGAGGGCGUGGACUUCUACACGUCCAUCACCCGCGCCCGCUUCGAGGAGCUCAACGCCGACCUGUUCCGCGGGACCCUGGAGCCGGUGGAGAAGGCGCUGCGCGAUGCCAAGCUAGACAAGGGCCAGAUCCAGGAGAUUGUGCUGGUGGGCGGCUCCACCCGCAUCCCCAAGAUCCAGAAGCUGCUGCAGGAUUUCUUCAAUGGCAAGGAGCUCAACAAGAGCAUCAACCCCGAUGAGGCGGUGGCUUACGGGGCUGCGGUGCAGGCGGCCAUCCUCAUCGGGGACAAGUCCGAGAACGUGCAGGAUCUGCUGCUGCUCGACGUGACUCCGCUGUCACUGGGCAUCGAGACGGCUGGCGGUGUCAUGACCCCACUCAUCAAGAGAAACACCACGAUCCCCACCAAGCAGACGCAGACCUUCACCACCUACUCCGACAACCAGAGCAGCGUGCUGGUGCAGGUGUACGAAGGCGAACGGGCCAUGACCAAGGACAAUAACCUGCUGGGCAAGUUCGAUCUCACCGGGAUCCCGCCGGCACCCCGCGGGGUCCCCCAGAUCGAGGUCACCUUCGACAUCGACGCCAACGGCAUCCUCAACGUCACCGCCGCCGACAAGAGCACUGGCAAGGAAAAUAAAAUCACCAUCACCAACGACAAGGGUCGUCUGAGCAAGGACGACAUUGACCGGAUGGUGCAGGAAGCGGAGAGGUACAAGUCGGAAGAUGAGGCCAACCGUGACCGGGUCGCCGCCAAAAAUGCCGUGGAGUCCUAUACCUACAACAUCAAGCAGACGGUGGAAGACGAGAAACUGAGGGGCAAGAUUGGCGAGCAGGACAAAAACAAGAUCCUCGACAAAUGUCAGGAGGUGAUCAACUGGCUCGACCGAAACCAGAUGGCAGAGAAAGAUGAGUAUGAACACAAGCAGAAAGAGCUCGAAAGAGUGUGCAACCCCAUCAUCAGCAAACUUUACCAAGGCGGCCCUGGCGGCGGCGGCGGUACUGGAGCCUCCGGGGGACCGACCAUCGAGGAGGUGGACUAAGUUUGCACGAAAGUAAAACCUCUUUUCCUUUCCUUCCCCCACCACCUUUGUUUUGUUUCUUUGAAAUGUGCUGUGCCAAGUACAGAGGUCGAUUGUUGGGAGUCCUUAGUCUGGUAUAUGCAUAUGAAAGGAAAGGGGCAACAAUUUAGUUUCAUUAUAAAAGGUUAGUUCCAAAGUUUGAUUUUUAAAAACAUUAUUUGAGGUUUCUCUUAGUGCAUUUUGUGUGUUUGAUGACUUGAACCUUUUUUGCCUAGUCUAGUUUGUGCAUGGAGAUUUGUUUGAGAUGAGGAACAUGAAGUUUGCACACAUGCUCUGUGGAAGCUUGGUAACAAUAGAAUAUAUAGAAACGGUUUAUUUUAUGUACUACUAUAAGGCUAAAGUGAACACUGCAGUCAUGUUAAGGGCAGGUAUAUUUUUUGCAAACAAAUGCAUAAAUUCAAAAUUAAAGCUGAAAUUUCAAAAUUA